Molecule: messenger RNA, 554 nt
Organism: Brassica oleracea var. oleracea
Lineage: Eukaryota; Viridiplantae; Streptophyta; Magnoliopsida; Brassicales; Brassicaceae
Exons: 1
Coding region: 54-434 (126 amino acids)
Biological process (GO): photosynthesis
Cellular component (GO): photosystem II; membrane
Source: RefSeq, a predicted model, not a curated record
CAAACUCACAUUGCCAAAUAAACUCGAAAAGAAAGAAGAGGAGACAAAAAGAGAUGGCUUCUACCUCCGCCGUGUCAUUGUUCAUGCCACUCACCCAAAACCGAUCGCCGUCGUCGACAAAAACUGUAGCCUUACGCAAGCCACUAUUGCCUUUGAAGCCAUCUACGGCGUCAUCCUCCUCCUUAGCCAUGCCUUCACGGAGGUUUCAAGUGAAUGCAUCUAACCUGAAGAUGGAGAAGGCUGUGAGCGGCUUAGCAGCAGCAGCUCUCACCGUUUCAAUGGUGAUCCCUGAGGUGGCUGAAGCCGCAGGCUCCGGAAUCUCUCCCUCUCUCAAGAACUUCUUGCUUAGCAUUGCCGCGGGAGGAGUGGUGCUCACGGUCAUCAUCGGUGUGGUUGUUGGUGUCUCCAACUUUGAUCCUGUUAAGAGAGGCUAAGGACGAGAGAUAUCUGUCUAUCAUUAUAGUAUGGUAAUGAUUUAUCAAUUCAUGUAAUAAUGAACUCUUGCAUUCUUCUUUUUCAAAAAAAAAAAACUCUUGCAUUCUUCUUCUAUCUUA